Molecule: messenger RNA, 3198 nt
Organism: Vespa mandarinia (Asian giant hornet)
Lineage: Eukaryota; Metazoa; Arthropoda; Insecta; Hymenoptera; Vespidae
Gene: GCS2alpha
Product: glucosidase 2 subunit alpha
Biological process (GO): N-glycan processing; carbohydrate metabolic process
Molecular function (GO): carbohydrate binding; alpha-glucosidase activity
Source: RefSeq, a predicted model, not a curated record
UUAAAACUCAUCCGAUAAUUAAACGGACGAACGUUGCUCCAUCUAUAAAAUCAAUUUCAUUUCGGAGUUCAUAUUCAGUUAGUUGGAAGGUGGCAUGACAGAAGCUUAAUACUUUCCAACAUGGCUACGUUCGUGCGACUAGCAAUAUUUUUUGUGCUCGCACUUUGCCCAUUUAUAAUUAAUGCAGUGAAUAGAGAUACUUUUAAAACAUGCGAACAAAGCAGCUUUUGCCGACGCUGCAAAAAAGUCGAACCAGGUAAAACUCCUUAUCAGUUACAGCCGAAUACAGUUGCUCACAAUGAAUCUACUCUAACAGCAGAUUUAUUUAAUAAAGAUACCGGUGUAUUUUAUCUUUUAAAACUUACUGUACUUAAAGAUCAUACAUUUAGGCUUCACAUUAAUGAAAAAAAUCCAUUACAUCCACGAUAUGAAGUCGAGUAUUCUUUACAAGAUCAGCCGCAAACAUCGAAAUUGGAUAAUAUUGAAAAAACUACAGAAUAUAUAUCUGUGACCAAUGGAGAGAACAAAGCUGUUUUAUAUAUCAAUCCUUUUAGAGUAGAUUUAUACUCUCAAAAUGUUUUAGUUAUUUCAGCGAAUGCUCGUGGUUUAAUGAGAUUUGAACAUCUUCGGCCAAAACCAGAAAGCAAAUCAGAACAGGAAGAAAAAGCAGAAAAUAUUCAAACUGAAGAGAAACAGCAAUCACCACAAUAUCCUGGUGAUGGUGCUGAAAGUGACCCUGGUGCUUGGGAAGAAAAUUUUAAAAGUCAUCAUGAUUCUAAACCUUUUGGACCGGAAGCCGUAGCUUUAGAUUUUAGUUUUCCAGGGGCAGAACAAGCUUAUGGUAUCCCAGAACAUGCCGAUUCAUUUGCUUUAAAAUCUACAAAACAAUUAGACCCAUAUAGGUUAUAUAAUUUAGAUGUAUUUGAAUAUGAGGUAAAUGAACGAAUGUCAUUAUAUGGAGCAAUUCCAGUCCUUUAUGCGCAUGGUAAAGAAAAAACAGCAGGUAUCUUUUGGCAUAAUGCAGCAGAAACAUGGAUAGAUAUAUUAUCGAGUGCUGAUAAUAAUGUUGUAGAGAGUUUUGUUAAUUUUGUUUCGGGUUCUACAAAGAAAUCACAAGUUGAUGUACACUUUAUGUCUGAAUCUGGAGUUAUUGAUGUAUUCUUCAUGUUAGGACCAAAACCUUUGGAUGUAUUUAGACAAUUUACCGUUUUAACUGGUACAGCACCAUUACCACAGAUGUUCACUUUGGGUUACCAUCAAUCACGUUGGAAUUAUAAUGACCAAGAUGAUGUUGCUCAAAUUGCCAAUAGUUUUGAUGAGCAUGAUUUUCCAAUGGAUACAAUGUGGCUUGAUAUUGAAUAUACUGAUGGUAAAAAAUAUUUCACAUGGGAUUCACGUAAAUUUCCAAAUCCACUUGAAAUGGUUCAAAAUUUAACGGAUAAAGGAAGGAAAUUAGUUGUCAUUAUUGACCCACACAUCAAAAGAGAUCCUAAUUAUUUCAUACAUAAAGAUGCUACUAAUUUAGGAUAUUACGUUAAAACUAGAGAUGGAAAAGAUUAUGAAGGUUGGUGCUGGCCAGGAGCAUCGUCGUAUUUAGAUUUCUUUGAUCCAAAGGUUCGAGAAUAUUAUAUUGGUCAAUAUAGUCUAGAUAAAUUUCAUGGUACUACAAACAAUGUAUAUAUCUGGAAUGACAUGAACGAACCGAGUGUUUUCAAUGGUCCAGAAGUAACUCUACCUAAAGAUGUUAUACAUUACGGUGGAUGGGAACAUAGAGAUGUUCAUAAUAUUAAUGGUUUUGUUUAUACGCUUGCCACCUAUGAGGCUCUCUUUAGAAGAUCAGGAGGAUCUUUAAGACCUUUUAUUUUAACAAGAUCUUUCUUUGCUGGAUCACAACGUUUUGCUGCUAUGUGGACUGGUGAUAAUACGGCAGACUGGGAUAAUCUUCGUAUAAGUUAUCCAAUGUGUCUUUCUAUAUCUAUUUCUGGCAUGUCAUUCUGUGGAGCAGAUGUUGGUGGAUUCUUUAAAAAUCCAGACAGAGAACUAUUUAUUAGAUGGAAUCAAGCUGGUGCUUGGCUACCUUUCUUCCGUCAACAUUCACACAUUGAAACAAAAAGACGGGAACCAUGGACAUUCAAUGAAGAAACUACACAAAUAGUAAGAGAAUCAUUCAGAGUUAGAUAUUCCUAUCUACCAUUGUGGUAUACAUUGUUUAGAGAACAUGAAAUAAAUGGUACACCUGUAAUACGACCGUUGUGGGCGCAUUAUUCAACAGAAACACAAACUUAUACACUCGAUGAUCAUAUACUUGUUGGAGAUUCCAUUCUUGUACGUCCCGUAUUUCAACCUUCUGCUACGGAAGUUAAUGUAUAUUUCCCAGGGGAGGGUAAGGUAACGUGGUAUGAUAUUGAUACCAUGCAACCAUAUACACAAGCUGGAUCAAACAACAUACAAGUAACUAUUCACAAGAUUCCUGUAUUCCAAAGAAGUGGUUCCAUCGUUCCACGUAAAAUGAGAAUACGUCGUAGCACAGUUGCGAUGAGGAACGAUCCAUAUACUUUAAUUGUUAUUGGUGAUAAUAAUGGUACUGCUAGUGGUAACCUGUAUAUUGAUGAUGAAAGCAGCUUUGAAUAUCGUCAUGGAAAGUAUCUGUAUCUAAAACUUAACUUUGAUGGAAUUAAGUUAACUUCAACAUUUAUUGAUAAAUUAGCUUCGUAUGAAACGAAAAGUUGGUUGGAAAGAGUAGAUAUAGCAAAUCCUCCUAAAGGAAUUAAAUCUGCUCAACUUAUAUCACGCAGUUCAAGAACGGUGACAUUAGAAACUAAAUAUAACCCGAACAACAAUGUACUAACAUUGCGUAAACCAGGUGUAAAUAUGAGCGAGGAAUGGACCAUUGAAUUAAUUCGUUAAAACUGAUUAUACUCAUAUCAAAUCAGAAAUUAUACAGCAGAAUUAAUUUUUUCAUGGUAAUAUCAAUCCUUCAGCCAUCUGUGAUCCAGAAAGUAAUGUAUGUUAAAGUAAAUACAAAUGCAAUUUAGUUGUUAUAAUAGUAAAAAUGCAUUUGUUACCUGAACAAAUUUCUUUUGUGACAUAGCUUUAUGCAAUCAAGCAGCAUAAAUUAAUAAAUAUUAUGUAUGUGGUAUCUUUCUUUGUAUCGCAUGCAUUAAGUUUUUUUAGAAAAAUAAACAAAUGUUAAGGAAA